GUUAACCGAAUAAUGUGGUGGGCGUGAUAUUUAGCAUAUAUUAACUUCAGCAGGAAUAUGAUAUUUGAAGCAGUUAUUAGGUUCACACCGUAUUGUUGUAUUGUUAUUUAAUUGCAAGCGUAUAUUGUUCCAAAAUUGAAAAAACGUUAAACUUUGAUACAAAAAUUAUUUGAAAAGUAUUUGUUUCAAAAUCGAAACUAACCAUUGAUUUUAAUAACAUUUAAUUACAACAGAAAGGCGAUUUUAGAAGAAGUGUUUAACCAAGACAAUUCAAGGGACGCAGCUACAAUAUUGUCGAUGGAUAAUGCUGUAUGUUUCCCGUUAGUAAUGGAUAUGAAAGGUAUGGACAUAUGCCAGUCGCAUGGCAAGAAGAUCAAAUUCUACUGCCAUGAUCACUCAAAACUCUGCUGCACUACUUGUGGUAUCUUACAUGGAAAAUGUGAUCAAUUAGACGAAAUAUCCAGUGUGUCUGGACGCAAAGUGCCCGACCCGAGCUUCUUAAAACAGAUCUUACUACAAUCAGAAGCUGAUGCAGACUCUUUAAUUGCGAACUGUAAGCAGUCAAAGACGGGUUUGAAUCAGUCUAUUGCAAACAUUUCUAAAGAAUUGCAUGAAAUGAGAGACCGUGUCAUGAAACUUUUUGACAUGGCUGAAAAGAGAAUAAUGAAUGAAGCGAAUGCAGUAAAAUCUGUGGAGUUCAAGCGACUUGACGAUAUAAAUGCAGCAUCUUCCAAGAUUAAAACAAACAUCAAUCAAGUGUUGUCAGUGUGCUCCGCUCUCUUGAAAAAUGGAACGCCAGAUCAAAAGUACAUAUUCUGGAGGAAUUUUCAGCAGAGAAAUGAAACCUUCAUAUCUGAUAUAACUGAACAACGAAACGAGCAAGUCACAACAAAAAUGACAUUGUCUUUUCCGAAGGAGCUUACAACAAUUCUCGAAAAAGGAAACAACGACAUUAAGCUUAAUUGCGAGCGCAAGCAAACAGUGGAAACCAGUCUUAUCAGCUUAUCAUCCCAUCCAAGGCCAGUCACUCUGAAGCUGCUUGUGUCCGUGGAUCUACACAAGACUGGAGAUGAUGAGAAGAAGCCUCUCCUCACUGGACUGGACUUCCUGCCGGACGGGAGACUGGUAGCCGUGGAUAACAGUAACAUGAAAUGUGUCAUACUGAAUGAGCAACUACAGGGACUUGGAACACCGUACAAGUUCAAGAGUAACCCACUUGGCGUAGUAUGUAUGUCUCAUGAUACACUGUGUGUAACGAGUGGUGCAUAUAAAGUAGUAUUUCUCCUGUCUGUGAGUACAGACAAUACCAUCACACUGACCAAGCAGAUCAAUACAACAUCAAAGUUCGACUCUAUAUGCUGCAUGUCUCCAUUUAACAUGGUUGUUAGUACGUACAAUGAUGAUCCCCAUCCAGUAAAAAUGAUAUCAGUGGACGGGCUAGAGGCAGACUUUGAUCACAUCCUGACGUUUCCAAAGAAGACUUACAAAAUUGAUGAGAGUAAGUGCACGUAUGUCCAGUCUAAGAACACGUUAGUACUGACUGACAGGUACGCUCACACUGUGUACAUGAACGACACCGUGAAUGGCACAUCUAGAGCAGUCACUAAUGAGAACAUACAGGGACCUUGUGGUGCCUGUGUAGGACCUGGUGACACGGUGCUGGUGUGCAGUCAGAAUAACAACUCCAUCGUGCACAUGACCAAUGACGGCAACAUACUGGGUACCUACCCUGUGGAUAUGACGAACCCGUACAGAAUAUGUGUGUCUAAAGAUGGUACCAGGCUGGUGGUGUCUAACAGCGUUCUAGGCACGAGGAAACUUCACUUGUAUAAGAUAUCACCGUUUGAUGAGAAGAAGCAUCUCCCCAGCAGACCGGCCUACUUGCAGCGUGUUUUUCAAAUGUUAGCUAGCUAUGACUGACGAUAUCAAGACAGCCUGUCUUAUGUCCGUGACAAUACCAUUCGAAUGUCAAUGGAGAUCAACAUAUUAUCAAGGAACUCAUAUCAGUUCUCAUCUGUUUGAUGCAUGUCUCUAGCUAACAUGAUAUUGAGUAAAUUGUGUGAUCCCCGCUUUAUUAAAAUGAUAUUCAUGAACGGUGGAGAGUCAGACUUUGAGCACAUUAAGUUUCAUAUGAAGAUGUACACACUUUAUUCGGGUUAUUGCACAUUAUUUUACGUAUGUUCAGUCAUGAAGACGUUGAUACUUAUUGGCAGGUACGCUCACAUAGUGUACAUGUCCCACACCGUGACCAUCUAGGGAAGUCGCUGAAAAGAACAUUACGGAAGCACGUGAUGCCUGUGUUGUUAUGGCUUUUAUGGGCGGUUGGUUAAAAACUUUAACGACCAGUUAAUGUAACAGUCGGUUUUGAGCAAAACGGCCUAUAUAUGUUUUUGCGUUUGUUACUUUAGCGGAUAGUAAUUUAUUAUAACGUUCGAUACAAGGACAGGGUAGCCUCUAUCAGGCGAUCUGAAUUUUAAAAAGUAUUUCCCAAUUCUAAUUUGAUUUUUAUUCACAUGAAAUUUAUGUUUUCGCCAUUCUGAUGUUUUAUUCGUGUUAAGAAAACGUAUUUAAAAGUAAGCUGAGAAAUAAAUGUAUUGUUUAAAGAUGAGUAUCUCUUCCAGAACGCUAUAUAUUCAUAUGUUUAUGAAAACAAUGUUAUUCUUUUAUUUUCCAAACUGUUCUGUUUUAUUUCAAUAAUUGUUAAAUAAUUGUAUAUAAUUAAAUUCUACGUCUUGUUUUAAUUGUUUUAUAUACUGUUUUAAUUAAAUAAAAAUUUGUGUCUUUUUCAUCACAGUGAAGAAUUUAAUAAAAUUAGCACACAAAAAAUAUUUCUGUAAUUAUAACAUACGCAUAUAUAAUAGCUGUAAAUUAUCCAUAUCUUAUUGAAAAGAAGCUCUUUUGUGUUUAAUUUUUAGUUUCAAACAUCACAACUUUGCAGGAAAUUAAAAAUAGUCGAUUAAUAGUUUUGUUAAUCAUUUGUUCGCAAUAAAGUCACUAAAAACUCUUUUUCUCUAACGCAUUGUUUUCAUGGUUUCGGAUUUGUUUGCUGUACAAAUAAUUGCCAAAUUCUCAACCAAUACUAUUGUUUUGCAAAUAAUUUUUUCGGUCGUUGUAUAUUCCAUCUUGUAUAUGAAUUAUUGUAUUAUGCAUUUACUUACAAUAAUUUGAACGUUGCACAUUGGUUGCCGUUUGCCAACAUGCCCAACAUGAAGAUAAUGAUUUAUAAAAAUAAAAACCAGAAAGGUCUUACGUUAUGGCGUAACCAUUUAAAAAGUAAACUCAUGAGAAUCAUUUUAUUUUGCGAAUGUUUACACGAAAUGUUUCAUUCUUUCGUAAUCAUUGUUCAAUCAUACGUGUUUUUUUUUCAAUUCAUUGAGCGAUUACAAUAUAUAUGAUAUGUUUAAAAAAUAUAUAUGUGUAGUUAAAAUAUGUUAUAUGUAGUUAAAAGCACGAUAUAACGUUUCAUUAUUUAACAAAGUGCUGUACGAUAUGGCGAUAUAUUUGGACCAGAACACAGCGGACAUACCAGAUAAGUAUUUUAACUGUUAUCGAGAACAAAUUUAUCAUAGUAUUGUGCAAAACGGAGUUAAAUAUAUAUAUUCUAUUAUAUACCUAUAUGACCUUUCAUAUUCUUUCAGUUGCUUGCAUUUGUUACUUCUAAUAUAUACAGCAACGGCAAGUUUGCGAAUGAUCGAUUUAUAGCAAUAAUUCCUGAGAGAAAAAUAAGAAAAUUAAAUUAAAUAUAGUUUAAAUGAUGGACACAUUAUUUAACCGCGAUUUUGCAGACCAGUAAUACGUUUUGUUUCAACACGGUGUAAAUCAUAUCACUUUUUCAUUACGAAAUUAUAUUUUAAUCUUCACAAAUAUAUUUUCUCUACUUUAUAAUAACGUGUGUAACCCAUAUACAUAAUUGUAACAGUAUUAGUGUAGCAAUAAAUAUAUCGCUAUCAAGAUGUGUUUUGUAUCUGUAAAUUUCAGCGAAUUUUGGCAGUUGAAUUUUAGAUGAAUAUGUUCAUUCAAAAAUAAUGUUAUUUAAAAUACUGCAAAAAUAAGAAAUCCUUCGGCGAUUGAU
Dreissena polymorpha is the source of this 4072-nucleotide messenger RNA. RefSeq lists its product as uncharacterized. NCBI's taxonomy places the organism in Eukaryota, Metazoa, Mollusca, Bivalvia, Myida, Dreissenidae. Gene Ontology annotation, molecular function: zinc ion binding. The record is from RefSeq and is a predicted model, not a curated record. Bases 298 to 1920 code for a protein of 540 amino acids. The transcript is spliced from 3 exons.